Messenger RNA from Linum tenue, 1731 nucleotides. The record is from the annotation of a GenBank genome assembly. NCBI's taxonomy places the organism in Eukaryota, Viridiplantae, Streptophyta, Magnoliopsida, Malpighiales, Linaceae.
GAGGACAAAAAGAAUCUCUAAUUCACUUCCGUCGCUUCCGGUGCGCGCGCCCUAACUCUGUAAGCAAGGGAAUUCCCGGCGAAGGAAUGGGAUACGAACCGGCGAAAGUCGAUUCCGGUGGCAGAGUCGACAAUCGGAGCACAAAGGAGUUGGUAAUGUCUCUGAAGUCGGAGUUCCAGACGUCGAGUUUCGAGUUUGUGGCGUCCAUCUUGGCCUCUAGAGAAGAGAAGCUGAAGCGGGAGAUUGCGACCAAGGCGGAGGAGAAUCAAGGACUCUGGCUGGAGAAUGAGCAGUCCAGGUUGUUCAUUAUGAAAUUGGAGGAAGAACGGGAAAGCUGGAAAACGGAAGCUGAAAAGACGAAGAGAGAGAUUCACGGGCUCCGGCUGGAGAGAAAGCAGGCCAGGUUGGAGAAGAUGAAAUUGGAGGAAGAACUGAAAAGCUGCAGAAUGGAAGCUGAAAAAGCCAAGGGUUUCGAGGAUCGUGUCAAUAGGCUUGGGGAGGAAAUGAAGAAGUUGCAAGCCGUACGGCUUGCUGGAUCUGAAGACGUCGGGAGAAGGGGAGUCCAAGAACCGCCGGAGAAUCGCGGAGAGAUUGUUCGUUUGACAACGGAGGGAAACGGGAUUUCCAGUGCUUCAGGAUUGAAGAAGGUUGAUGGCAACAAGCAAUUGAACAUGGAAAUGAAUGUGAAGAAGGAGAAGGAAGAUUUGGCGAGUGGAGGAGGGAUUGAGGUCUGUAAGAGGGUAGAACUUGGCAUGGAGUUGAAUGUGAAGGAGAAUGAAGGAGGUGACAAGAUUGGAUUGAACAGAAGUGUCGAUCUGAAAUCCCAUCAAGCUGAUAGUAGCUCUGGAAACGCAAGACCAGCACCACCAGGAGGCAAUUUUGUUGAGAUCAGUGAUAGUGAUGAUGAACCUACUCCUUCAAAGGCUCCAAAUGAAACAACUUCUAAGCAGCCACCUGCGGGAGCUGGUCACUCAGGAAAAACAGCUGCUGAAGAUGGGACCGGGGUGCUGAAGAGGAAGUGCUCCAGCUUCGGUGCAAGUGAUCACUCUGAUCAGCAUCCCAAAAAGCUGACAAAACACCACGGCAUGAUUCAUAUUAGUAGAACUGUUGCGGCACCUACUCCUUCAAAGGCUCCAAAGGAAACAACUUCUAAGCAGCCACCUUCGGGAGCUGGUCACUCAGGAAAAACAGCUGCUGAAGAUGGGACCGGGGUGCUGAAGAGGAAGUGCUCCAGCUUCGGUGCAAGUGAUCACUCUGAUCAGCUUCCCGAAAAGCUGAAAAAACACCACGACAUGAUUCAUAUUAGAAGAACUGUUGCGUCACCAGCAAAGCUGGGACCAAAACAAGCAUUAGCUGCCGUGCUCAGCUCCAGCUCCAGCUCUAGCUCCAGCGCCAGCUCUGACGAUGAUGUAUUAGUAGAACUGUUGCAGGACCAGCAAAGCUGGGACCAAAACUAGCAUUCGCCGCCGUGUCCCAACUCCAGCUCCUGCUCUGACGAUGAGUUCGAUCCGUCGACUGAUAUUGCCUACAAACCGAGUCUAUGCUAACUGUUACAAGUAAUCUCUUAACCCUUUCACAUGUAGUAUGCUUAGUCCAGGGCUUACUCUGUAGAUAUCUAACUGUCCCUGAAGUGAAGAUUGGCCUUUUGCUGGCCACCCUCGACUCUCUGUAGGAUACAGCAAAGUUUGAAUGAAGUGGGUAGGAUCAGAAUUGGUCCAGGAACUAGGAAUU